Pelobates fuscus (common spadefoot toad) is the source of this 3812-nucleotide messenger RNA. RefSeq names its product synaptotagmin like 5 (gene SYTL5). Gene Ontology annotation, cellular component: plasma membrane; exocytic vesicle. The record is from RefSeq and is a predicted model, not a curated record. Lineage: Eukaryota; Metazoa; Chordata; Amphibia; Anura; Pelobatidae. Gene Ontology annotation, molecular function: phospholipid binding; neurexin family protein binding; small GTPase binding. Gene Ontology annotation, biological process: intracellular protein transport; exocytosis. Bases 368 to 2764 code for a protein of 798 amino acids. The transcript has 19 exons.
ACACAAACUGAGAGACUCCUCAGUCCUCAGACUCAGUGUUUUUUGUUUUUUUUUUACCCACUGCUACCUUCUUAUCAUUUUCAGCGUGUAUGACCCUCUGCAGGCUGGGUAACAAUGAAGAUUUGGAUAUGUAUACAGCUGUGCUCUGUAAUUCUGUCUGAAUCUACGGACUUGAAAACUGCCCCGGAAAUAUCAAUCCAACUACUGAAGAGCCAGUACAUCUUUUAAUUCCUAUAAACAUCGGGGAAACUAACUUUUAUGCCAAGAAAGAGCAACUCUAGCUGAAUGAAGCCAAUUAGCAAAUAAUUUUUUCAAAACGGAAAGAAAUAGCGUAUUUUAGCAUACUUUACAACAACAAUAUUUAACAAUGUCAAAAACCACUGAAAUCCUCAACUUGUCCUAUUUGUUGGACCAGGAGAAAGAAGCUAUCAUGGCAGUUUUGCAGAGAGAUGAACAUUUAAAGAAAAUAGAAGACAAACGAGUAAGGAAGUUAAAAAAUGAGCUUCUUGAAAUCAGACGAAAAGGUGGUCGUCAUCGGAUUCGGCCUCAGAAUAAUCAGAAGAUUUGCAUACGCUGUCAGAAGAACUUGGGGUUGAUCUUUGACCGAGGGCAAGUGUGUCCCAACUGUCAGCUACGGGUCUGCAAUGCUUGUCGUGUUGUGGUUAAGGAUGGAGCCUGGAAAUGCACAAUAUGCGCCAAAAUUACACAGCUAAAAAUAGUGACUGGCGAGUGGUUUUUUGAAGAGAAAGCUAAACGCUUCAAAAAUUCCAAUGUCCUUGGAAGUGAUGUGGUCAAAAAGUCCAUCAUGAGAAAAUCAGUGGCUCCUAAAAGGGUUGAAGAAGAAGCAGAAAAGUCAGCGAAGACAGAUACAAAGGACAGCACUACAAUGAACGACUCUUCAGGAAAUCCACAAAACGAUACAAGAACUCUGGACAAGAAAAAAACGCCCGGAAAAGCAGAUGACACAAGAAGUAUUCGUUCAAUCAUUGAUACUCAGAGUCUGCGCAGUACCCGUUCAGAGCUUCAAUCCGAUGGAGUGCUUGACAAAAAGUCUGGGAAGCAAAUUAGAAAUGGAGAUGACGGCAGUAUUCAUUCACAACAAGAAACACGAAGCAUGCGCAGCACCAGAUCAGUGGCGCAGUCUGAACGCGGAAGUGUUCAGUCUUUGAAUAACAGUGGCCCCCAGUCCAAAUCUAGUGGAAGCACUAAUUCUACGCAAGGAACUCUUCCAAGGAAGACCUCCAAGACCAGUGGGACUAUAUCUGCACCGCAGAGUUCUCCAACUCCUAGCAAGCGCAGUAUGUUAUCAAACUUCAGCCACACAUCUGGUUUAGAAAAUGGAAUGAGAACAAGCAAAAGUAUACCAGAUAAUCUUUCAGUUGGACAUAAAAGACAGUCUUCUUUAACGCCUUCGGUAGCUGUAUCUCGAGUAUCCGUGGCAUCAGAGCGAAGCAUAUCCGAGGUGGACUUAAGUGGAGGUGCCGCAGGAGGAAAAGAGGAUACAGCAAGCAUCAGAAGCAGAUCUGUUCCAGGAGGACUGAACAAUGAAUUGUACCUUGAUGAGGCCGAAGAGGAUAUUGACGAGUUGAUUAAUUCACACAAUUCAGGCAAUUCAGGAAACAUGAGAAAUGCAUUCUCUACUAAUGUUGAGGCAGUCGCCGACCGAAAAUGGAGCCACUUAAACGUUCCGGAUGCUGACGCAGAUACCACAAGUCUCAACAGCAUGACAAGCGUCUACAGUGAAAUGGGAGACUAUGGGAACGUUAAAGUCACUGGAGAAAUCUUGCUGAACAUUAAUUACAGCUACAAAACUGGGGCUUUGAACAUACUGGUGAAAAAUUGCAGAAAUCUUGCUGUGGCUGAUGAGAAGAAGAACAGAACAGACCCGUAUGUCAAGGCAUAUCUGCUUCCUGAUAAAUCACGCCAAAGUAAGAGGAAGACAAAAAUAAAGACCAAUACAACUAAUCCAGAUUUCAAUGAAACCCUAAAGUAUGUCAUCAGUCACACCCAACUGCAAACCAGAACGUUACAGUUGUCUGUCUGGCAUAAUGACCGGUUUGGGCGCAACAGCUUUCUUGGAGAAGUAACUAUCCCAUUGGACACACGGAACUUUGAGAACCAAGAGGAUGAAUGUUUACUACUGCAGCCCAAGGUGGACUUGGCAUCUGAAUCCACACUUCAGUAUAAGGGAGAGAUUACCAUUGGUUUGCGCUACACACCACCAGAAAAAAACUUAACACUGCCUUUAGAACCAGUAAUAGGUAAAAAAAGUUUUAGGAGAUCCAAGAAAGGAAGUAUACAGAUGCCAAAAGGUGGAAUAUUAGAUGUGAUUAUAAAAGAAGCCAAAAACCUAACAGCUGUUAAAUCGGGUGGAACUUCAGACACAUUUGUUAAAGGAUAUUUACUACCGGACAACAGCAAAUCAUCGAAGCACAAAACUCCAAUCAUAAAGAAGAAUGUGAACCCUCAAUGGAAUCACACAUUUUCUUUUACAAACCUACAGCCAGCGGACCUUCAAACCAUCUGCCUAGAACUUACAGUGUGGGACAAAGAAUCCCUAUCUAGCAACGUUUUCCUGGGUGGCGUCUGCUUGGGCUGUGGAAGCGGUUUAAAUUCUGGAAAUGAAGUAGACUGGGUAGAUGUACAAGGAGAAGAACAUUUCUUAUGGCAAAGGAUGAUUGACAACCCUGGGACUUCGGUUGAAGGGACCCUUAUGUUAAGAUCUACUUUGGCCAAGCAGAAGAGCCCUGCAUUGAAGGCUUGAACCUAUCCAAUAUCCAAAUAGACCAGUUGUAAGCAGACUUUAAUUGUUUCAGAGACAUCUCUGGGGAUGGAAUUGGAUAUGAGUUUUUGGCACCAGUUGCACUACUGCCAUGUCUCGUACGCCGGUGAUUAAAAGAUGGCUACUGUAUGUAAGGUGUAUAUAUAAAGCAUGUAUUAAAGUGCUAAUGAGGCAUUUUCUACAAAAAAAUAGAAGAGCGAUGUCAAGGAGAUUCCAAAGGUUCACACAUUUCUCGAUAUUUUCCAGAAAUAUUAAGUCACUCAAAACAUGUACAUUCCAAUUUUUUGUAGAGCUCCUUUUUACAAAUUAUUCUAAAAUAUUAGUUUUUAACUGAAAAUCCGAAGCACAAACAUGAUGUACAACAUUGCAGCAUUAUAAUUUAUUAUUUUAUAGCAUAUUUUAUGCCUUCAAUAGCUUUUCAUUUCUCAGAAAGUAGACAAACUGUAACGGAAGGCUGGUUUUCUAUUGUACUGGUCGAUGUCACUGUUUGCAAGAGGCAAAGAACGUUUUUUAAUACCGUUUACUUUUAUAAGAAACCUACAAUUUUAUCCCACAAAAUUCAAUUACCGCAACGUAUUUAUGAAUGGAGGUAUGUUCCCCAAAAUGCCAAUCCUGCCUUGAAAUUAACCCCCAUUGGACACCUAAGGUGAUUUGUUUGUAGCCCUUUGUGUCUCUUCUACUGAAAAUUAAGUUAUUUGCUAAUAAAGAUAAAGAUUAAGUGAGAAAUUACACAGAGACAUAUCAUAAAAUUAUUGCCGUCAUUAAUCUUAAUUAAAUUGUGUAAAAAAAAGGUAAGAGAGUAUGUAUUUUAUUAUCAUUAUUUAUAUAUGUGGAAUCUUGUCAAUCAUUAAACGUAACUAUUUUUACAACUAUGAAAGACGUGUAAUUGAAUAAUACAGCAUUUCUACCCCCGUCCAGCAUUUCUAGCUGCAAAUGUGUAUUUUUUUUAUACAUAAAAAAUAGAUCAAAAGUGUUAGGAUUUUGUGUCCAUCCUUUACAAAUAUGUAAUAAGCUACAUAGUUCUUGAAAA